AUGGAAGCUCAAACCGAAGUCAAGAACACAGGGGCAACUCCAAAGUCGAAGUCGGAGGCUGGAAUCGCUCGCGAGAAGCGGAAGAAGCAGAACCAGAAAGCGCGUCGCAAAGCACAGGCAGAGGAAGUGGCCCAGGGCCCCGCGAACGAGGGAGGGAGAGCCGAACCGCAGCAGAUCGUCAAGAACAUCCCGGCCGGGAGCGAAGUUGGCAGAACUGGACCUGUCAGACGCCACAAGAAGGCCCGGUUUGCGGCUCCCGUCUUUGCGGCAGACAACAUUCUCCGCGUCGAGUCGGCGUCUCAAUGGAAACCGGCGGCGCUGAAGCCCGGCAAGCAGCUGGUUGAGUUCGGCGCAGCGUUCGAUGUGAAUGACUCGCACCUGAAGGACCUCGCGAGCGCAAGCCCAGCCUUCCGCUCCGGCCUGCGCGCCAUCUACGCCGGAGGCGACGGGGCCGCCAGCCGCACCUCCGUCACCGACGAGACGCUGCGCGCUCUAGUUGACGCGCGCGUCUGGACGAAUCUCCAGCACAUCCGCCUCCUCGGGUCAACGGGCGGAUCCACAAACGGACUGACGGGUCUCGUGAAGAGCCCACCGAUCCAAUCCAUCAUCAUAUCGGCCAAGUCGCGCGAUUACAUGAGCGGCAUGUCCGUCUUGCCGCUCAUGCAGUCGGACAGCCGGACGCUCAAGUAUCUCGAACUCGUCAACUUCGAGGUUGAUGACUCGAUCGAGCAGUUCUUGCCGACGCUGACGAAGAUGAUUCCGGGCCUGGAAUUCGUGUUUGGGACUGGGAAGAAUGUGGCUGUGUUUCGAAACGGAAGUGUGGUUGUGUAG
Messenger RNA from Anthostomella pinea, 831 nucleotides. The record is from the annotation of a GenBank genome assembly. NCBI's taxonomy places the organism in Eukaryota, Fungi, Ascomycota, Sordariomycetes, Xylariales, Xylariaceae.